GCACAAACUCACAGACCUCAGCCCCUCCGACGGACCACCAAGAGACAUAAAGGAAGGACCGAAACAGAAAAAAGGAAACCACCAGGAAAUGACUUUUGUUUUAUUGUUAAACACUCCUCCGUACGACAUGGUUUGCCGUGCGUAAAAAAAAGGUGGUGUGUUUGGUAGGUUUUUUUGCCAGAAGAAUUUUAAUCUGUGAUACCACUGUCGACUAAGUGUAUACUUUUUAGGCACAACUUCUCCCUUAAGUUUUUUUGAAAUGACCGAGGAGCAGGACAAGUGCCUUACCGGGAACCCUUGCAGUCCGACCGGCACCACGAGCUCCAUGUCACAGGACGACUCGGAUUCCGACGCCCCCUCUUCACCGGCGGGAUCCGACGGCCACAGUUCCCAGCUACUCGCCGAGAUGGGCACGAAACUGGAGUGCGAUGCAGGGGACGACCGCUUCCCUUCCUGCAUCCGCGACGCGGUGUCGCAGGUCCUGAAGGGCUACGACUGGUCGCUGGUCCCAAUGCCAGUGCGCGGAAACGGGUCUAUGAAAAGCAAGCCGCACGUCAAGCGACCCAUGAACGCCUUCAUGGUGUGGGCGCAAGCCGCGCGCAGGAAGCUCGCGGACCAGUACCCGCAUCUUCACAACGCGGAGCUCAGCAAGACGCUCGGGAAACUAUGGCGCUUGCUGUCGGAAAGCGAGAAGAGACCCUUCGUGGACGAAGCGGAGAGGCUGAGGGUCCAACAUAAGAGAGAUCACCCCGACUAUAAGUAUCAGCCCCGGCGGCGGAAAAACGUGAAGAGCGGGCAAAGCGACUCGGACUCCGGAGCAGAGUUGAGCCAUCAUCCUCCGGGUCAACUGUACAAGGCAGAACCGGGCAUGCUCAACCUCGCAGGCAUGGGAGACGGGCACCACCAUCCUGAACACACAGGACAACCUCACGUGCCCCCAACUCCUCCCACCACCCCGAAAACCGAUCUGCACCACGGAGGAAAGCUGGAUCCCAAACACGAGGGCAGGCGGCUCCUGGACAGCGGCAGACAGAACAUCGACUUCAGCAACGUGGAUAUCUCCGAGCUCAGCACCGACGUCAUCAGCAACAUGGAAGCGUUCGAUGUGCACGAGUUCGACCAGUACCUGCCUCUCGGCGGCCACGCGGCCGCCACCGCUUCCCUAGCCUCGGACCACGGUCACGGACAGAGUUCAGCAACCAGCGCCUCCUACGGCUCUGCGUACGGCCCCGCCUGGAGUCACAAGAGCGCGUUGUCCUCCUCGUCGUCGUCGUCAUCAUCCGGCGCGAGCGAGGCGGGCCAGCAAAGACCGCACAUCAAAACCGAACAGCUGAGUCCCUCCCACUAUCCGGACAACUCCCACGGCUCCCCCUCUCACCCCGAGUACGGCUCCUACGGCGCACAGGCCUGCGUGUCCUCCUCCACCGCAUCAUUCUCAAAUCCCCAGUGUGACUACACAGACGUCCAGAGCUCCAGCUACUACAGUCCGUACUCAGGGUACCCCUCUGGUAUUUACCAGUACCCGUACUUCCAUUCCUCACGCAGGGCCUACGCGACCCCCAUCUUGAACAGCUUAUCCAUCCCUCCUUCCCACAGCCCCACUGCCACCUGGGACCAGCCGGUAUACACAACCCUGACAAGGCCUUAAUCAACACAUGUACACUGUACAGAUUGUACACAAGGAACUGCAUAAGUGUGAUGUUCCCACUGGCAUGGUCUUAAGGAGCCUUAAGGUCCUGCCUUCCUUAGAUGUCUGCACUAAUCAAGGAACACAUUUUGGCGGAAGCGCACCGAGUUGUCCGUUGGAGAAGAAGGAAACACGAAGUGCCUGCUGACUUUAAAUACAUUCUAAGCGUUUUUUAAUGAAGAAACCCGCUUCUGGGCCAUUAUUAGUCGUCUUAUAACUGAAGAAAUUGAAAUGCUCGUGCCUACACACAACUCCUCUGUGAGGACUUGCAUACGCGCGGCUCCGUAUAAGCGCGCGUGUGUAACCUACUUUACUGCGGUUGUGCGCGCUCUAGAAAUAGACCUAUCGUGUGAUGUAAGAAAUAAUUCUGCUAGUGUAGGCCUAUAGGCUACAGGCUGAGCAAAUGUACACUACAGAUACUUGGGACCAGUUAUGUGAUAUCGAUUUUAAUUUUGAAUUGUUAUAUUUUUUUAACCUUUUUGCAGCUCCUUCGGGCACAAGAUCAUGGACCAUCCUCCAAACCCACAUCCAGCCUGCUUUAGAUAUUAACGGUGUUGUUUUUUCUUUUAAAAAUUAUGAAGUGCGUAUUUAUGUUUACUGCGUUGUUGUUGUUGCUUUUAAUAACUUGGAUUAUGUUUUACGCGUUUUGUUUUUGAGCAUGUAAUCAUCUUUUAAGUAUCACAACCGCCUUUCUAUGUUUUUCUUUCGAGAAAAAGUUACCUUCAGUGGACCUACACCUCCCCAUUCCAGAUUCAUAAGCGAGAAAAAAAAGAAAAAAAGAUUAAUAAGAAACUCAAUAAUGUUAUGCUAUGCAAUGUGCUGCAACAGGUGCCUUAGACGCCGCCUACCCACCCGGGAUUAGUCACGACAUAAGGGUUAAGGAAAUGACGGUAAGACGAUACGUUGCGCUCCGUGAGCGACUAGCCAGCUGGGCUUGUGCCUCGCGCUGAAUGAGGCUGAAUGCGGUGCCCCGGUAAUUUACGUUUUUUUAAGCCCCGGAGUGUCGCGGGGGCUAGGCUACAUUUUUGUGGAAAUAGAGUGAGAAAAGCGUGUCGUUACCCGGACAGAGAUUUAACUCAAUCCUGGCUGUGGUGCAUACAAAGGCUAUACGAAAGAAUAUAAAAAGGGUUGUACAAAAAAAAUCAAAAAUCUUUACUGACUAACAAGUGUAUAUGUGCGUGCUUACGUAUGUCUACAAGCCAACUUGAUGUCUCUACAUGAUAUGAUUUGUUCUUGGACAUGUAAUAACGCGCACCUAACGAUUACUUGUGCCUUAAAUUGCUUCGUUUCCUAACACAUUUCUCGGUUGAAUUUCUUCUUUAGAACAAUUUAAUUUGCAUGUAAGACGUUCGGCAUUCUUCCUCUAACAAAGAGUAACUAAAAAUGUAUCUGUCUUUGCUUUUCCGCGGCACACUUGAUACAGUAAUAGUGUGACGUUUACCAUGAGAAGAUUCGGAAUAUCAUCACCGAUGGCAGGUUGUAACCUUGUGAGCGCACGAGAACAGUGUUUUCUUUUCAACUUUUUACUUCUUUACAGUGUAGCUAUUUAGAAAUAAAGCAACUGUUAAAAUGUACUCUGUGUUAGCUAGAAUAUUCUCUCGUAAUAUUCUUGCACAUGAAAAAAUAAAAAUGACUCCGAUA
Molecule: messenger RNA, 3328 nt
Organism: Conger conger (European conger)
Lineage: Eukaryota; Metazoa; Chordata; Actinopteri; Anguilliformes; Congridae
Product: transcription factor Sox-8-like
Exons: 3
Coding region: 260-1648 (462 amino acids)
Biological process (GO): neural crest cell development; negative regulation of transcription by RNA polymerase II; morphogenesis of an epithelium
Cellular component (GO): nucleus
Molecular function (GO): RNA polymerase II cis-regulatory region sequence-specific DNA binding; DNA-binding transcription factor activity, RNA polymerase II-specific
Source: RefSeq, a predicted model, not a curated record